Molecule: messenger RNA, 3249 nt
Organism: Acomys russatus (golden spiny mouse)
Lineage: Eukaryota; Metazoa; Chordata; Mammalia; Rodentia; Muridae
Gene: Usp1
Product: ubiquitin specific peptidase 1
Exons: 8
Coding region: 460-2811 (783 amino acids)
Biological process (GO): protein deubiquitination; regulation of DNA repair
Cellular component (GO): nucleus; cytosol
Molecular function (GO): cysteine-type endopeptidase activity; cysteine-type deubiquitinase activity
Source: RefSeq, a predicted model, not a curated record
AAUUCAGUAGUGUAGCUUUAGGAAAAGUUAGACAAUGGAGCAGCAUUUAAAACCAGUGGUUUUCAACCUGUGGGGUGUGACCCCCCCAGGGGUUCAACAACCAUUUCAUAGGGGUAGCUUGUCAGAUAUUUACAUUAUGAUUUAAAACGGUAGCAACAAAAUAAUUUUACAGCUGGGGGUUCACCACAACAUGAGCAGUAUUAAGCAUUUGUGUUAGGAAGGUUGAGAGCCAUUGGUCUAAGCAAUAACCCCAAGUGUCUACUGCAGGGCAUUAGGUUUUUAAACAUGCCCUGAUUUGAACCACUCUUGGAAAAUUUUUCACAAUUGCUAAUUUGUCACUUAUACCUGAUAGCUGAGGACUAAUGAAAUCUCUUCUUGUGUGAUUAACAGCUAUAAUUGGUGACUACAGCUGCCUCCAAUCAGUUAAUUCUCAUCAACUCCUUGAAAUUUUGAAAGAAAAUGCCUGGUGUCAUACCUAGUGAAAGUAAUGGGCUCUCAAGAGGCAGUCCAUCGAAGAAAAACAGACUCUCUUUGAAGUUUUUUCAGAAAAAGGAAACUAAAAGAGCUUUAGAUUUUACUGAUUCUCAAGAAAACGAAGAAAAAGCUUCUGAAUAUAGAGGAUCUGAAAUUAGUGAUCAAGUUGUCCCUGCUGCACAGUCCUCGCCAGUAAGCUGUGAGAAGAGAGAAAACUUGCUGCCAUUUGUGGGACUGAAUAAUCUUGGCAAUACUUGUUAUCUGAACAGUAUUCUUCAGGUGUUAUACUUCUGUCCCGGUUUCAAGUCUGGAGUGAAGCACUUAUUUAAUAUUAUUUCAAGGAAGAAAGAAGCUCUGAAGGAUGACUCUAAUCAGAAAGAUAAGGGAAGCUGUAAAGAAGACCCUUUGGCAAGUUAUGAGCUUAUAUGCAGUUUACAGUCCUUAAUAAUCUCAGUUGAACAGCUUCAGGCUAGUUUUCUCUUAAAUCCAGAGAAAUAUACAGAUGAACUUGCUACACAGCCAAGGCGACUGCUUAACACACUCAGGGAACUCAACCCCAUGUAUGAAGGGUACCUACAGCAUGAUGCACAGGAAGUGCUGCAGUGUAUUCUGGGAAACAUUCAAGAAACAUGCCAACACCUAAGAAAAGAAGAAGUAAAAGACUUGGCUGAAUUACCUACUAAGGUAGAAGAAGCAUCUCAUGAGAAAGAGGAAAUGAGUGGAAUUAACAGCACAGAGAGUGACAGUGUGAGGAGUUUGGAGGACGGUAAAGAAAAGUUCCCCAAAGGAAACUGGAAAAGAAAAAGUGACAGUGAAUCGGGUAACGUGAAGAAGAAAGUUAAAAUGUCCAAGGAAUCCCAGCCAUCGGGAGAAACCCAGAGACAAACCAGAUCAAAAAGAAAAGCUACUACUGACACAUUAGAGAUUUCUCCUAAAGUCAUCCCCACGUGUGUCUCUGAAAAUGAGAGUGCAAGACCAUCACAAAAGAAAUCAAAAGUUAAGAUAAACUGGUUAAAACCCACAAGUAAGCAACCCAGCAUUCUUUCCAAGUUCUGUAGUCUGGGGAAAAUAACAAGUCAGCGACCCAAAGGACUACCUCAAAAAAGUGAGCGUGACCUUGAGGCUGACCUGGGGAAGCACGCGCGCGGUUACACGGCUGGUGGUGUGCUCCAGGCUCCGGGAAGUAGCGUUACACCUGUGGACAGUAGUGAAGUCAAGUCCAUAAACAAAGGUGUGGAGCAAAUUGGUUUUGAACUAGUAGAGAAAUUAUUUCAAGGUCAGCUAGUAUUGAGGACUCGCUGUUUGGAAUGUGAAAGCUUAACAGAAAGAAGAGAAGACUUUCAGGAUAUUAGUGUCCCGGUACAAGAAGACGAGCUUUCCAAGGUCGAGGAAAGCUCUGAAAUUUCUCCGGAGCCAAAAACAGAAAUGAAGACCUUGAGAUGGGCAAUUUCACAAUUUGCUUCAGUGGAGAGAAUUGUAGGAGAAGAUAAAUAUUUCUGUGAAAAUUGCCAUCACUAUACUGAAGCAGAGCGCAGUCUCUUGUUUGAUAAAAUGCCUGAAGUUAUCACUAUUCAUCUGAAGUGCUUUGCUGCUAGUGGCUUGGAGUUUGAUUGUUAUGGUGGUGGACUUUCCAAGAUCAACACUCCUUUAUUGACACCUCUUAAACUGUCACUAGAAGAAUGGAGCACAAAGCCGACCACGGACAGCUAUGGGCUGUUUGCUGUGGUGAUGCACAGUGGCAUCACAAUCAGUAGUGGGCACUACACUGCAUCUGUUAAAGUCACUGACCUGAACAGUCUAGAGCUAGAUAAGGGGAAUUUUGUGGUUGACCAGAUGAGUGAAGUAGGUAAGCUGGAGCCACUGAACGAGGAGGAAGCAAGAGGGACGGCGGAACACUAUGAUGAUGAAGUGUCAAUCAGAGUUGGUGGACAUGCCCAGCCAAGUAAAGUUUUGAACAAAAAAAAUGUAGAAGCUGUUGGACUUCUUGGAGGACAAAAGAGCAAAGCAGAUUAUGAGCUGUACAACAAAGCAUCUAACCCUGAUAAGGUUGUCGGGACAGCAUUCACUGAAAAUAGAAAUUCUGAAACAAAUGAUACUAAUGGGACCCAUGGAUCUGACAGGAACAAGGAAUCCAGUGACCAGACAGGCAUUAACAUGAAUGGAUUUGAGAACAAAAUUUCCUAUGUAGUGCAAAGCUUAAAGGAGUACGAGGGAAAGUGGUUGCUUUUUGAUGAUUCUGAAGUCAAAGUUACAGAAGAGAAAGACUUUCUGAAUUCUCUUUCCCCUUCUACAUCUCCCACAUCUACUCCCUACUUGCUGUUUUAUAAGAAAUUAUAGUGAGCAUAUUUUCCUUGUAUAUAUUAAACAGACCUGGACAGACAUUGGUUAAGUUGAUUACAUCUAAGAGUCUUUAGUUUGUCUUUUGAAGCUAAUGGAUAUUGGUCUCUCUAGGCUUUUAUAUAAAUAGAGAAAAUUUGAAUACCGAAAACCAUGUUAAUUUUUAGAAUCUUUUUCCUUAGUAGAGACUAGUGAUAAAUACGCUUCUGGGAACAAAUUUGUAUAGGUACUAAAUGAUCCAAAAUGGAAGCUUGAAGCAGUUAACACUUUUGGAACUACAUGAACUUUUGUGUUUGCUUUUUAAAAUAAAGUGCUUGUAUUUGUAUUCUCCAUAUUUUGGAGCAAUUACCUAACUUGAUGUUCAUAGGUCUGGCUUUUUCACCCAAGAAACAGAAUCUCAUUCAGUGUACUUAGUUUUAUAAUAGUCGUGAAGCCAAA